This is a messenger RNA of Pyrenophora tritici-repentis Pt-1C-BFP, 2146 nucleotides long. Its product is annotated as MelB, Na+-melibiose symporter and related transporter. Gene Ontology annotation, cellular component: plasma membrane. Lineage: Eukaryota; Fungi; Ascomycota; Dothideomycetes; Pleosporales; Pleosporaceae. Gene Ontology annotation, molecular function: sucrose:proton symporter activity. The record is from RefSeq and is a predicted model, not a curated record.
AUGCCCUCUGUUGCACAAUGGCAGGGCACACCUUCCGUCAAGGGCUCGACCGAGAGCAUGCGCAUGGCCUUGCUUACGGCGUCGCUCGUUGGUAUCCAGUUUUGUUGGAACUUUGAAAUGUCCUACUGUACACCCUACCUCCUCGAGCUCGGCCUCACAAAGUCCAAAAUCUCCCUCGUCUGGGUUGCUGGUCCAAUUUCCGGCCUCAUAAUGCAGCCCAUUGUCGGUGUCGUCGCAGACCGUUCCACCUCUCGGUGGGGUCGCCGACGGCCGUUUAUGUUUUUCGGUACGAUACUAGUAGCAAUGUUCCUGCUAUUGCUGGGUUGGACGAAAGAAGUGGUUCGAUAUUUCAUAAAAGAUGAGGCAGCGGCCAAGAGCGCGACCAUAUACCUGGCUGUGUUUAGUAUAUAUGGGAUAGACUUUGCUAUCAAUGCGGUACAGGGAAGCUGUAGAGGUCUGGUGGUUGAUACUUUGCCGAUUGAGAAACAACAGAUGGGCAGUAGUUGGGCGAGUAGGAUGGUUGCUGUGGGCAGUUUAUGUGGGUAUGGGGCUGGGUCAAUCGACUUGAGGAGCGUAUUCGGAUCGAUGCUGGGAGAUACGCAGUUCAAACAACUAGCGGGUGUUGCAGCAAUGACGCUGUGUUUAGCUAUCGGGACGACAAGCUGGGCUGUUACAGAAAGGGUAUUGAUCAGUGAUGGAUCAGCAGUGGGAGAAGGGUUGAAUUUCAAGCAGGUGCUCGGUACUAUCGUUCAUACUGCUUUGAAUUUGCCAAGGAGCAUACAGGCUAUUUGCACUGUACAGUUCUGGGCCUGGAUCGGCUGGUUUCCGUUCCUCUUCUAUAGCACAACCUGGGUUGGCGAAGUCUAUCUUCGUUACGACGCACCCGCAGACGUCAAAGCAGCAGGCGACCUCACAGGCAAAGUUGGCCGCAUCGGGUCCAUGGCGCUCAUUGCCUUCUCGGUCAUCACCUUUGUGAUGUCCGUGCUGCUUCCCUUCUUCGUCCGAAGUCCAGAAGAAGAGGAAACGACGCCUGGCUUCUCCCAUUCGUCAAAACGCGCACCAGGUUUGAGCGGACUGGAGAAAUAUAAGCCAAGUCUGCUCACGGCAUGGACGACUGCUCAUUGCAUAUUCGCAAGCAGCAUGUGCAUGGCGCCCUUUGUGAAGAGCCUGAGACAUGCGACCAUCAUUAUUGCUUUCUGUGGCGUAUCGUGGUCGGUAGCCUGCUGGGCGCCCUUUGCGUUCCUCGGGGUAGAAAUUAAUCACCUGAAUACAGCGUCUUCACGCUCAACACAUUUGAAGCGCGCUUCAAUUGACAUGUCCGAGGCCCAGGACAAACUCGAAAAGGCUAACGACAGCACGACGUCUAGCGGAGGGGCAAGCUCCGGACAGUACCUCGGCAUCAUGAACCUAUACACUACAUUGCCGCAGUUCAUGGGCACAGGCAUUUCUUGGGUGGUGUUUUCGAUCCUUGAGCCUGGCAAGAGCCCAGAGUUGAGCGAUGCGCCGCCAGAGGAACACCACAGGACAGAUGGGCCGAAUGCUAUUGCGGUCUGCUUGUUCAUUGGGGCCUGUUCGGCCUGUUUGGCGGCAUUGGCUACAAGGAGAUUAGGAAGGAUACAGGGACGGUUGUAGUGUAGUGGUGCCAUGAUUACUUUACGUGUCCGCCGUUUCCAUGUUCCAUGGGCGGGAAGGGCGCCGUUGACAAAGUGCUGAGUCAGUGGACAUGAUGUAGUGAGCUGCCAUGGUUGCGCUUUCCAGGUUCGGGUUUAGGCAAGUGGUACGGCGCUGGUGAUUUCCAAGGUUUUGUUCAGGGUUUGCUAAGGAUUUUCUAGAGCCCCGCUUUGUUCUAGAAGGCAGGUGUGGCUAGCUGGUAGUGCGUACUGUAAGUGUGUAGUGCGUAGUGCGUAGUGGUGGUGAUCGGGUCUAUGGAGGCAGAGAUGGGAUGUGGCCGCCCUGUCGACAAUGGCGGGUUUGCUGCAUGUCAGUGUCGGUGAUGAGUCUUGCAUGCCUGCUGCAGGGCCGACUCAUGCUCGAUGCUCGCGAGGCUAGAAUCGGAGGCUUUCGGUCAUGUAUGUAGGUAGUAUUGACGUCCACACGCAGAGGCUGCAGCGCCAAUGGAUAGCAAAAUACAUGCCCUCUCCGCCCC